Staurois parvus is the source of this 699-nucleotide messenger RNA. The record is from the annotation of a GenBank genome assembly. Lineage: Eukaryota; Metazoa; Chordata; Amphibia; Anura; Ranidae.
GGUAAUACGUUUCUACUGCUCAUGGCCACCUGUGUGAGUGUGCUGGUAUGUGUGUUUAUUUGGCCAUCUUCUAUGUUGCACAGAACAUUAACUACAAUGUUAUUUUUCAGGAUUGAAGAGGAGGAAUGGGACAGAUACAUGACUCCUACAAAACCUGAAGCGGAGAAAAACAAAGUGAGCCGGACUUUCAGCUUCCUGAGGAGCAGGAUGAGCAGUACGAGGAAUAAAACCAAGACCAAAACAAAAGAUACAAAAGAGAAGGUGAAUCGUCACCAGUUUGUACUGGGUACAUUCUCUGGUGUAGUUCCAUGUUUGGUAUGUGAGAAAGCCCUCCUGGGGAAAGAGUCAUUUCAGUGUUCCAAUUGUAAUGUGAAUGUGCACAAGGCAUGCAAGGAUUCUGCUCCAGCAUGUACAAAGAAAUUUCAGGACCGGUACAAUACAAAAUACAAACCAGCCAUCAUUUCAAAUUCCUCAUUCAAGGACAUUCCUCAGCCGGUUCCUUCAGCAAUGCCUCCAGUGACUUCUGUGUCUGUUGGCUUUUCUUCUGGAAAGAAAGAUACUGCACAGUCAUCCCAUCCUUUAUCCAGGAGUGUGCCUGUGCCGACCAUGGACAGGAGAUUAGAUCAGUCAUUGGAAUCUGAUGGUGACACAAGUGGCUCUAGAUCCAGGUCACAGUCGGAUGAACUGUUACAAAGUCUG